This is a messenger RNA of Aspergillus lentulus, 948 nucleotides long. RefSeq names its product alpha/beta hydrolase. Lineage: Eukaryota; Fungi; Ascomycota; Eurotiomycetes; Eurotiales; Aspergillaceae. The record is from RefSeq and is a predicted model, not a curated record.
AUGCCUGAGACUGUCAAGACCGUCGCCAUCCCCGGCGUUGCGUGGGACAUCGCCGCAGACAUCCACUUCCCACCCAACUUCGACCCCAACACCAAGCUGAAGUAUCCGGCCGUUGUCUCGGCCCACCCAAUCGGCUCAUGCAAGGAGCAAACCUCGGGCAAUGUCUACGGAAAAGCCAUGGCCGAAGCGGGCUUUGUCGUGGUGGCGUUUGACGCCUCGUUCCAGGGCGCCUCAGGCGGCACGCCUCGGUUUGUCGAGAAUCCUGAAUUCCGCGUCUCCGACUUCCGGUACGUGGUCGACUACAUCCAAAAGUCGCUUCCAUACGUCGAUGCCGAACGAAUUGGUGUCCUCGGGAUCUGUGGAGGCGGUGGUUACGCACUCAAUGCAGCCAUGACCGAUUAUCGUUUCAAGUGCAGCGUCGGCGUCACCCCUGCCAACUUCGGGCGCCUCGCCCGCGAAGCGUUCGCUGAAUUCAAUCCGGCUGGCGCCCUUGAAAAGAUGGCCCAGCAGCGCAAGGCUGAAGCCCAAGGCGCCGAACGCUUUGUGCUCAACUACCUGCCCUUUGCGAGCGUCGAAGAGGCCAAGAAUGCCGACAUCGACAUGCGCGAAGCAAUGGAAUACUAUAGAACUGACCGCGGCAAGUCAGACAAUGGCUGUGUGAGCGGAUUGUUCUCCUUUAAUAGCGCUGCGGUCGCCUGGGACGCCUUUGCGUUUGCCGAAAAGCUCAUGACACGGCCGUUCAUGGUUGUUGCUGGUGAUCAGGUUGGUACGUUCGGAGCGUACCGCGACGCCAACGAGAUUUACGCGAGGGCAGCAUCGGAGGAAAAGCGUCUUGUUAUCCUGCCAGGGGUCUCUCACUACAUGCUCUAUGACCGACCCGAGGCUACUAAGCCAGCGCUAGAUGAAAUUCUGCCUUUCUUGAAGAAACACCUUGGCGAAGCCGCGUAG